Macadamia integrifolia is the source of this 1184-nucleotide messenger RNA. Its product is annotated as LOB domain-containing protein 16-like. Bases 324 to 956 code for a protein of 210 amino acids. The transcript has 2 exons. The record is from RefSeq and is a predicted model, not a curated record. Gene Ontology annotation, cellular component: nucleus. Lineage: Eukaryota; Viridiplantae; Streptophyta; Magnoliopsida; Proteales; Proteaceae. Gene Ontology annotation, biological process: positive regulation of DNA-templated transcription; hormone-mediated signaling pathway.
AGAGACCUCUCAUGUCCCCCAUCGAACUCUCUUAUAACUCUCUUUCUUUGCCCCUUGUGAGUAGUGGUUGUGUUCGAAAGUCCAAAACCCACUUUACCCAUCUCCCUCUCUUCAAACCUCUCUUUGUAAAUCCAACCCUGAAGCCCCGACUGCCAGAGGAGAGGCCCCCCACUCCCUUCCCUUCUCACACCUUUUGUUGGGCACCAUUUCCUAGUGGGCUCGUGUGUGUGUGACUGGUUUGUGUGCGUGUGCUUUAGGAAUAGUGUUAAAAAAAGGGGUUCCUUUCUGGGUCUCUCUCUCUCUGUCUGUAGGAGUAACUAGCCAUGGCUGCAGGAAGUGGGUCUCCUUGUGGUGCCUGCAAGUUUCUCAGGAGAAAAUGUGCUUCUGAUUGCAUCUUUGCUCCUUAUUUCUGCUCGGAGCAAGGCCCUGCUCGGUUUGCUGCCAUUCACAAGGUGUUUGGUGCCAGUAAUGUCUCCAAGCUCUUAUUACAUGUUCCUCUCCCCGAUCGAUGUGAGGCUGUCUUCACAAUCGCCUAUGAAGCUCAGGCUAGGAUCCGUGAUCCUGUCUAUGGCUGUGUUGCUCAUAUCUUUGCACUUCAGCAACAGGUGGCAUACUUGCAAGCCCAAUUGAUUCAAGUGAAGGCUCAGCUGGCUCACAACCUUGCAGCUGCUGGUUCAAAGUCCUUAGAGAAUCAUUGGCCUUCUAGGACUGCAGGGCCUGUCUUUGGUGGUGGAGGAGAUUGGUCUCCCCAGGUUACUUAUCCGGCAUACGUGCAUUCCCUAACACCUCACAACUCCCUGGAAUUUCUGGAACAGAGUAGUGAUGGAAUGAUGAUGCAGAUGCAGGACAUGCUGGACAGAGAUGAUCUAUCCUUCCAACCUUGUGCUAAGAAAAGAUUGUCUACCAAUGACUUGGGUGAGCUUCAAGCUCUGGCUCUUAGGAUGAUGAGGAACUGAAUUGAUCCUCCCCUCCUCUUUCUCUCUCAAUGUGAUUAGGAUGAUGAAUGAAGAUAGAUUUCUGUUGGGGAUAAUGUUGAUCUCUAUGCCUGUAAAUACAAAAGAGAAUCUGGAAAGAAAACAGACCAUAAUGUGAUAAAAAGCCUUUUUGGGUGUCUGCUUUUCUUUGGAAGUAAAUAUGAUAUCAAUGCCAAUUAGCAGUAGUAAAAUAGUACUAUUUUGCCUCUC